Perognathus longimembris pacificus (Pacific pocket mouse) is the source of this 2118-nucleotide messenger RNA. It is a transcript of the gene Samd15, whose product is annotated as sterile alpha motif domain containing 15. Lineage: Eukaryota; Metazoa; Chordata; Mammalia; Rodentia; Heteromyidae. The record is from RefSeq and is a predicted model, not a curated record. The coding region runs from base 1 to 2118 and encodes 705 amino acids. Gene Ontology annotation, molecular function: protein binding. The transcript has 3 exons.
AUGUCUGAAGUCUCCGGUGAUUAUGAUUCCAACCCUGACGAAGAUGAGUAUCCGCUUUUUGAGAGAUUUAAACGCCCGAGGCUUAGUACAAUGUACGAGAUUGUCGAAAUCGAAGCUAUGGAAAGGGCAGACCCACAGCACUCCUCAGAGACUGGGCCAAAGCCAGGGUCACCCGAGUCUGAGGAGGAGGGCUGGGAAGAGCAGGAGUCGGCCAGCGUAAAGGAUGUGCAACGAAAGCCAACCUGGACACCCGAGGACGAACCUCGAGGGGAGAAAGAGCUAGAUCUAUCCACCCCAGCGAAACCGGGAAGCCCCCAAGAGUGGAAGCCAGAGACACCCAGACAGCCUAACGAUGACACGUAUGAGAAUGAAACAUACGAGAACGAAACGUAUGAGCAGGCCCACAUAGAUCCACUAGCGGAGGUCAACCUAGAUAAUACAGAGUAUGAACUCACAGAGUUGGCUACAGAAAUAAGAGGUCCAGAAGCUACGAUUGGUGAGUCAAGAUUAGAAUCACCGGAACAGACCAUACAAGAGUUUACAGAGAAAUUACUUGAGGAUCAAUAUGAAGAAAUAGGUCUAGAACCUUCAAAGAAGAUCACACCAGGUUUUCCAAGUGAGAAACUAAGAAAAUCUGUCGAAGAGAAAGUACAGCCACGAAAGAUGACCAAAGAGGAAAUUGGAAAAGAAACACGAAAAGACUCGAUUGUAAAGAAAAGCACAGAGCUAUAUGAGCAAACUAAACCAGAAUUUCCAGAUCAGAGACCUAGAAAAUCUACCGAAGAAGCAGAUCUAGAGUCUCCAGAAGAGACUAAGUCAAGGGUUCCAGAACAAAAACCAGGAGACUCCACUAAGGAGGAAGUUUCAGAGUCACUGGAAAAGAUCAAACCAGAGCUUUCUGGUGAAAAAUCAAGAAAAUCACUUGACAAAACAGAAGUUCCAAAGAAGACAAGGAGAAAGUCCUAUUAUAAAGAAAAAAGUACAGGGCCACCAGAAGAGGCUGUAUCACAAGAGAUGAAAACAGAUGCUCAAAAGAGGAGGCAAAGAAAGUCAUCAGAGGGCACCAAGCCAACAGAUCAAAAAGAGAAGCAGAGAAAAUCAAGUGAGAUAGGACAGGCAACACCAGAAAAGUUCAAAUUAGAGGAAACACUAAAAGAAUCAACUGAGGAAAAAGGCCAAGAGCUGCCAGAAGAGACUAAAUCAGAGUUUCCAAAAGAGGAUUCAAGAAAAUCAACUGAUUAUCAAAUUCCACCACAGAUGGCCAAACCAGAAUUUCAGGAGAAAACACAAGUAGAGAACAAUCUCAGGUUAUCGGGUGAAGCCAAAACAAGGGAGAAACAUGCAGAAUUUUCCCAGGACAGCAGUUCAAAACAAAUCAAAUCUGAUAGUUCUGUAGACAAGGAUGAGCCUGCACGCCCUGAGUAUCAAAAAAGAAAGAUGUCCACAUUUAAAAAGGGUCAUGCAUUAAGAUCUUCUAAAGAUAGUGAAAUUGAAUCCGUGAGUAUGGAUGAUUCAGACUCGUCUCCAGAACUCCAAACACUACUCUCUUUUAUCAGUUCAGAAUAUUUACAGUUUUAUCACUCAGAGUCUGAGGAUGAGGGAGAAGCCUCUAGUUCAAAGAUUGGUUCAUCUCAAGAAUUGGAGCAGCUGGUUAAUAAAGGUUACCCAUUCGAGCAAAUAAACGACUUUGAUUUUCUGACAUGGAGCCCAGAGACAGUUGCAGAUUGGAUUGGCUAUUUAGGCUUCCCUCAAUACAAGGAGUGUUUUACCACAAACUUUAUCAGUGGCCGAAAACUCAUCCACGUAAACUGCUCAAAUCUCCCUCAAAUGGGAAUAACAGAUUUUGAGGACAUGCAGAUAAUUUCUAGCCAUGUACGAGACCUACUGAAAAUUGAAGAGCCGUUGUUCAGCCGUAGCAUCAGACUCCCCCGUCGGGAUAAUAUUGGCUUAUUUUUAGAACAAAAAAGUCAUACCGGGGUCAAGUCUGACUCCCUGACCUUUUCUGAAUUUGUCAAGGCAGCAGGAUUACAGGACUGUGGUCCACCAGCGACUACCUCUCAAGAGAACCAAGACAUUACCAAAAUGAGCCCCAGAGGAAAGGCAUCUCACUUAGCUUGA